Molecule: messenger RNA, 1512 nt
Organism: Cladophialophora yegresii CBS 114405
Lineage: Eukaryota; Fungi; Ascomycota; Eurotiomycetes; Chaetothyriales; Herpotrichiellaceae
Exons: 2
Coding region: 1-1512 (503 amino acids)
Cellular component (GO): mitochondrion
Molecular function (GO): protein-arginine omega-N symmetric methyltransferase activity
Source: RefSeq, a predicted model, not a curated record
AUGGACUCGCCCGCCGUGACCCGGAUCUUCCAACAGCUGUUCGCGAGACCAUCACGGAAGUGCCUUCGCCUACAAUGCGCACACCAGCAAGCACGGCUGCGUCCAGCAUGCCAACCGGCUCACCAAAUGCGGGCAUACUCUCUCCGACGGAAAGAAGACGAGCCUGGAGGCGGUAGUACAUGGCAGCAGAGGAUCGACGCCUUCCCCAAGGACAUGUCGAAGCAGCUGAAGGAAUACCCCCGAGUUACCGCCCAUGACCUACGGCACAGGACGCAGCGUCCGCGUAGAGUGAAGAUGCUGACGAGGGAAUUCAUCGAUGACAGCCUGUAUAAUCCAAAUUACGGCUACUUCACAAAGCACGCUACAAUCUUCAAUGCAGGCCAGCCCUUUGACUUUCGCUCGAUCAAGGACGGCGCCGAAUUCAAUCGUCUGGUCGACCAAGGAUACAUCGACUUCGAAGAUGCCUUGGACGAGAUCGAACCCGACGAGACCCGCCAACUCUGGCAUACCCCCACCGAACUCUUCCGUCCCUACUACGGCGAAGCCAUUGCGCGGUACCUGGUGACAAACUACAAAAUGACCCUGUUCCCCUACCAUGACCUGAUCAUCUACGAGAUGGGCGCCGGGAACGGGACCCUCAUGCGCAAUAUCCUGGACUACAUCUACGAACACGAACCCGAGGUCUAUUCGCGCACGCAGUUCAAAAUCAUUGAGAUCUCCUCCUCGCUUGCAGACUUACAGCUCACCAGUCUCCGACGGUCACCAUACGCUGCAGAUCAUUUAGGCCACAUCCAGAUUUUGCACCGGUCCAUCUUCGACUGGACAGAGUACGUCCACUCGCCGUGCUUCUUCCUCGCGCUCGAAGUCAUAGACAACUUUGCGCACGACUCCCUACGCUAUGACCCCGAGACCGAAACCCCGCUCCAAGGCAGUGUCCUCAUCGACGCAGACGGCGAGUUCUUCGAGUUCUACGAUCGAAAUCUGGACCCUUUGGCGUCACGAUACCUUCGGGUUCGAGAAAUCGCGGCUCGGUCGCCCAUUAUCACGCCCAUCACACAAUAUCCUAGGUUCAUACGGCGGCUUCGGCAUGCCCUACCUUUUGCCCCGAAUCUCAGCGUCCCGGAGUAUAUCCCGACACGGUUGCUCCAGUUCUUCGACAUCCUCGCCGCCUAUUUCCCUGCCCAUCGCCUAGUGCUAUCCGACUUCAACUACCUGCCCCCGUCCGACACUGUGCCGGGCUUGAACGCCCCCGUGGUGCAGACCCGCUAUCAGCGACGCAAUGUCCAGGUGUCCACGCCGUUCGUGCAUCAGGGGUUCUUUGACAUUUUCUUCCCCACGGACUUUGCCAUCAUGGAGGAUGUCUACCGAGCGGUCACGGGCAAGUUGACGCGGGUGUGUAGGCAUAGGGACUUCCUAGAGAGCUGGGCGGAUUUACGCGAGACGGAGACGAGGAAUGGAGAGAAUCCCAUGUUGAGCUGGUAUGGCAAUGCUAGCGUCAUGACCACUGUGUAG